AGGGCGCACCGAAGGGCAGUGGCCGGGUGACAGCUCUUCGGCGCGCUUGAGGGCAGGCGGGGGGCUGGGCUGUCAGCCCAGCUCUGCUCCAAAACCCAGAAGGAUGAGGUGCUCAGACACUCCGGUGACUCUGCACAGCCCCCGGCGGCCCCUGCUGCGGGAUAUCGGGGCGAGGGAAGGGGGCCCGGGCCAAGGGCCUCGUGGGCUUUGGAGGCAGAGGCGAGGAAGGAAGGGGAGGCGAGGGCAUAACAUGGCGCAACGCUAGGAUAAUCUCCACCGCGACCGAGGGAGGACGAGCCCAUUGCUGCAGCAGCUUGAAGAGGAGGAGGGAGGUGGCCAGGGCUUGGAUAUUUGAUUCAUUCUCCGAAGCCUUUAAACUGUUUAGAGGAAACGCUGCGGCAGCUGAGAGUGGGAUGUGGGGCCCCCGGUGGGCGCAGCGCUCAGGGAAUAACCCCAGUGCACACCGGAGCUAGUCCCGCACCUGAGGAUCAGGUUGCAGGAAAAGUGCUGGUUGAGAGAGGGGCACCAAAGGAAAGACGAGGCUGUAGACACGGCUGGAGAAGAUGUCGGGCCAAACGCUUACAGAUCGAAUCGCCGCCGCUCAGUAUAGUGUGACAGGCUCUGCUGUCGCGAGAGCAGUCUGCAAAGCCACCACUCAUGAAGUGAUGGGCCCCAAGAAAAAGCACCUGGACUACUUGAUCCAGGCUACCAAUGAGACCAAUGUUAAUAUCCCUCAGAUGGCUGACACGCUCUUUGAGCGAGCAACAAAUAGCAGCUGGGUGGUUGUGUUUAAAGCUUUAGUGACCACACAUCAUCUCAUGGUGCAUGGAAAUGAGAGAUUUAUUCAGUAUUUGGCCUCUAGAAAUACAUUAUUCAAUCUCAGCAAUUUUUUGGACAAAAGUGGAUCCCAUGGUUAUGAUAUGUCUACCUUCAUAAGGCGCUAUAGUAGAUAUUUGAAUGAAAAGGCUUUCUCAUACAGACAGAUGGCAUUUGAUUUUGCCAGAGUGAAGAAAGGGGCUGAUGGCGUAAUGAGGACAAUGGCUCCUGAGAAGCUACUAAAGAGUAUGCCAAUACUGCAGGGACAAAUUGAUGCACUUCUUGAAUUUGAUGUGCAUCCAAAUGAACUAACAAAUGGUGUCAUAAAUGCUGCAUUUAUGCUUCUUUUCAAAGAUCUUAUCAAACUUUUCGCUUGCUACAAUGAUGGAGUUAUUAACUUGCUCGAAAAGUUUUUUGAAAUGAAGAAAGGACAAUGUAAAGAUGCUCUAGAAAUUUACAAACGAUUUCUAACUAGAAUGACACGGGUAUCUGAAUUUCUCAAGGUUGCAGAGCAAGUUGGUAUUGAUAAAGGUGACAUUCCUGACCUCACACAGGCUCCCAGCAGUCUUAUGGAGACCCUUGAACAACAUCUAAAUACAUUAGAAGGAAAGAAACCUGGAAACAAAUCUGGUGCUCCCUCUCCAUUAAGUAAGUCUUCGCCAGCCACAACCGUGACGUCUCCUAAUUCUACACCAGCUAAAACUAUUGACACAUCUCCACCAGUUGAUUUAUUCGCAACUGCAUCUGCGGCUGUCCCAGUCAGCGCUUCUAAACCAUCCAGUGAUCUGCUGGACCUCCAGCCAGACUUCUCUACAGGAGCAGCAGCAGCCGCCGCCCCAGCACCGCCACCUGCUGGAGGAGCCACUGCAUGGGGAGACCUUUUGGGAGAGGAUUCUUUGGCUGCACUUUCCUCUGUUCCCUCUGAAGCACAGAUUUCAGACCCGUUCGCACCAGAACCUACCCCUCCCACCACAACUGCUGAAAUUGCAACUGCUUCAGCUUCUGCCUCAACUACCACCACUGUGACGGCUGUCACUGCUGACGUGGAUCUCUUUGGAGAUGCCUUUGCAGCUUCUCCUGGGGAGGCCCCUGCAGCAUCCGAAGGGGCCGCCGCACCAGCUACCCCAACCCCGGUAGCGGCAGCACUUGAUGCAUGCUCAGGAAAUGACCCCUUUGCCCCGUCUGAAGGUAGUGCAGAGGCGGCACCCGAGCUGGACCUCUUUGCAAUGAAGCCACCUGAGACCAGCGUUCCUGUAGUUACCCCUACAGCUAGCACAGCCCCUCCAGUUCCCGCAACCGCCCCUUCUCCUGCUCCCGCCGCUGCAGCUGCCACUGCUGCCACUACUGCUGCCGCAGCCACCGCCGCCGCCGCCACCACCACCACCUCCACCACCUCUGCCGCCGCAGCCUCCACCACCGCUCCUCCUGCUCUAGAUAUCUUUGGUGAUCUGUUUGAGUCUGCUCCUGAAGCUGCUGCAGCGCCUAAGCCAGAUGCUGCUCCUAGCAUAGACCUGUUUGGUACAGAUGCUUUCUCCUCUCCACCACAAGGGGCCUCUCCUGCGCCUGAGAGUACUCUCACUGCUGACCUCUUAUCCGUGGAUGCAUUUGCAGCACCAUCUCCUGCAACCACUGCCUCUCCAGCAAAGGUGGAGUCUUCAGGCGUGAUAGACCUUUUUGGGGAUGCAUUUGGAAGUAGUGCUUCUGAACCCCAACCUGCACCUCAGGCUGCUUCUAGUUCAUCAGCAUCGGCAGAUCUACUAGCUGGAUUUGGGGGUUCUUUCAUGGCCCCUUCUCCAUCACCAGUGACUCCAGCUCAGAAUAAUCUGCUACAGCCCAAUUUUGAGGCAGCUUUCGGAACAACACCUUCAACGUCUGGCAGCAGCUCCUUUGAUCCUUCAGUUUUUGAUGGUCUAGGUGAUCUUCUGAUGCCAACCAUGGCACCAGCCGGGCAGCCUGCACCUGUCUCAAUGAUACCACCCAGUCCUGCAAUGGCAGCCAGCAAAGCCCUUGGGAGUGACCUUGAUUCAUCUCUUGCCAGCUUAGUAGGCAAUCUUGGAAUUUCUGGUACUACAUCAAAAAAGGGAGAUCUUCAGUGGAAUGCUGGAGAGAAAAAGUUGACUGGUGGAGCCAACUGGCAGCCGAAAGUAACUCCAGCCACGUGGUCAGCAGGUGUUCCAUCAAGUGCAUCUUUGCAAGGAGCAGUACCUCCAACCAGUUCAGUUCCUCCUGUGGCCGGGGCCCCAUCUGUUGGACAACCUGGAGCAGGAUUUGGAAUGCCUCCUGCUGGGACAGGCAUGCCCAUGAUGCCUCAGCAGCCAGUCAUGUUUGCACAGCCCAUGAUGAGGCCACCCUUUGGAGCCACAGCUGUACCUGGCACACAGCUUUCUCCAAGCCCUACACCUGCCACUCAGAGUCCCAAGAAACCUCCAGCAAAGGACCCAUUAGCGGAUCUUAACAUCAAGGAUUUCUUGUAAACAAUUUAAGCUGCAAUUUUUGUGACUGAAUAGGAAAAAUAAUGAGUUUGGAGACUUCAAAUAAGAUUGAUGCUCAGAGUUUCAAAGUGAGCCACCAGUACCAAACCCAAUGCUUACUCAUAACUUCUCUUCCAAAAUGUGUAGCACAGCUGUGAAAGUGAACGUUAGGAAUGUGUACUACUUUAGCUGUUAUCCCUACUCUCAAAAUUGUAGUGUAUUUGGGUUAUUUGUGUGUUGUAUGAUGUAAACAAUGAAUGGAUGUUUCCGAUGCCUAUAGUGCUUUUCUGGACCUUGCCCAUGGACGGAUGAUGCAGCUGUUGUAUGGUGAGCCAUUUGGAAAGAUGUGUCUGUGUUUUCGAAGGUUUCAAUGUAUAUAUAACUUUUGGACAAACCCUAAACUCUUCCCAUAAAUUCUCUUUUCUUCUGUAUCUCUGUUACAAGCGUAAUGUGAUAAUACCUGAUAGUAAGGAAAACACUCUUAAAUAUACAAAACUUUUUUCCGUGUGGAGUACAUUUUUCCAAUCACAGAAACUUCAACUGUUGUGAGAAAUGUUUAUUUUUGUGGCACUGUAUAUGUUAAGAAAUUUUAUUUUAAAAAAUAUAAAGGUUAACGUCCAUAAUAAAUACUUCUCCUUGAAGCUACCUUAUCAAGAAUGAAAAAUCAUAUGGGAAGAAUUCCAUAUUUAUCACUGCUAUAUUAAAAUAUAUAUUUUAAUUAUAUUUGCAGGUUUUGCAUCUAAAUUGACCUAUUUAUUCAUUCUUGAUUAAAUGCACUGAAAAGUAAAGCGUCCGUUUCUAUCACGUCUGUGAAAAUGCAAUUAGAAAUGUGCUAUUUACGUGAUUAUGAAAGCACCCCAAGGUAUAUCUGUAAUUUAAAGAUUACUGCAAAUGUUUUUACUUCACUGUGGGUUUUAUGUACAUCUGUUCAUUUAGUAUUUCUUUGUGUGUUCUAUAGGCUAGUGUUUUUCCAUCCUUCAACUGAGCUCAAACUAGGUUUUGUUGUACCAUUGUGAUUAGGAUUUAAACUUAUUCAGAGAAUUGUAUCCUUUACUGUACAUACUGUAUUCUUUAAUUUUUAAUUUGUUGUCAUACUGUCUGUGCUGAUGGCUUGGCUUAAGAUUUUGAUGCACACAUGAGGUCACUGUUGAUCAGUGUUGCUAGUGGCUUGGCAGCUCUUUGUAAAAGCAUAUUGGGUUGGAAAGGCAUUUGCCUAUUUUUCAAAUUAUUUAAUAGAUGUAUGGUACCAUUUAAAAGUGGUUGUAUCUGAAUUUACUGUGGGGAUAACAUACACUGUAAUGGGGAAAAAUUACCUAAAACCAAUUUCAAAAUGGCUUUUCUUUGUAUUUCGGUUUAAAAACCCAGUGCAUGUACGCCCUCUGAGAUGCAAUAAACACCUUGAACAAAGAAAAUGCAAACAUAA
Marmota flaviventris (yellow-bellied marmot) is the source of this 4710-nucleotide messenger RNA. NCBI's taxonomy places the organism in Eukaryota, Metazoa, Chordata, Mammalia, Rodentia, Sciuridae. The record is from RefSeq and is a predicted model, not a curated record.